Molecule: messenger RNA, 1605 nt
Organism: Penicillium griseofulvum
Lineage: Eukaryota; Fungi; Ascomycota; Eurotiomycetes; Eurotiales; Aspergillaceae
Product: TMEM165/GDT1 family protein
Exons: 3
Coding region: 1-1605 (534 amino acids)
Biological process (GO): Golgi calcium ion homeostasis; manganese ion transmembrane transport; calcium ion transmembrane transport
Cellular component (GO): Golgi apparatus; fungal-type vacuole membrane
Molecular function (GO): manganese ion transmembrane transporter activity; calcium ion transmembrane transporter activity
Source: RefSeq, a predicted model, not a curated record
AUGAAAAUCAACCAGUCGUCCUUCCUUCUCUUCCUUCUUCCCGCCAUUUCGGCCGCGCUCGCCGACACAACAUACAAUGACAACAUAGAUUCUCAGGUGUCGCGCGAGACAGCUGGAAACAAUGCUCACCUCGUCGACUCGAAUAUAGUCGCAUCCAAUGUCGCCAAAGGGGCGCCGGACGUCCCCGUCGAUGGCAAGGAUGGCAGACCGCACGCUGGCCCGUGGGUGGAAACCAACGCAGACCGGGACCACAAAGUUGCCAAGGCAGGCGGAGAUAUUGAUUCAGGUUCCAGAUAUGACACCAAGAUUCCCUCUUCGGAGCACCUGAGCACCGAGGAAGGGAAGGUGAUCCCCCAUUCAAAUGGCGGCGUUAUGGAUGAUCCGUAUCGGUCCGGGCCCAGAGAAGGCACGCGCGGAACAGAGGGCGGUGUGUCCGAGAAAGGAAAGGAGAAUCAAUUGGUCUCAGAAAAGGUGCCAGGGAGCCCCAAGGAAGCGCCUCCGCUGCCUCAUAUCGAGACGAAGAAGCUGGUCUCUAACAGCGACGACGCAACAACCGGAAGUGCAAUCCGGGCUGCGGAGAAUCCGGGAAGUCUUGGUAUGCUCGAGAAACCGUCGGGAUUGCCUGAAAAGCCCCACGAUAUUCCAUACCCCAAGCCCCCGGCCGUGGUUAAGGAUGAUCCUCUAGGCCUUGGACACGACUCAGUCGCCGCGGGGUCGUCUUCGAGUUCAUCCUCCUCGCUGACCUACGACCACGACCAUGACUCUGGUAUCCCCGACGCAGGGAGCCCAAUGCACUCGCUUGUAUUCUCGUUCACCAUGAUCCUCGUCUCUGAAAUUGGCGACAAGACUUUCCUUGUGGCUGCCCUGAUGGCCAUGAGACACCCCCGCUUGGUGGUGUUUAGUGCCGCAUUUAGCGCCUUGAUUGGCAUGACUGUCCUUUCAGCCGUCCUGGGCCAUGCUGUUCCAACCCUUAUCCCUAAAACUUUCACCAAAUUUAUGGCUGCCAUUCUUUUCUUGGUAUUCGGUGUGAAGAUGCUCAAGGAAGGUCGUGAAAUGUCUCCAGAUGAGGGUGUCGGCGAAGAGAUGCGAGAGGUCGAGGCGGAGCUUGAAGAGAAGGAGCACGAACAGCUGCGCAUGAGCCGCCGCCGCUCCUCGGUUACUCCUCACAACCUUGAAGCAGGUCGCGCUGGCCGUCCCAAAACUCGCGGCUCUGGAAACCGCCUGCCCUCGCCUCCGGAAAGCCUGUCCUCGUCCUCGUCCCGUGGCUCUUCCCCCCAGCCCCGUCAACGGUUGAACAAUGCCGUUUCCGGGCUGAGCAACCUCUUUUCCCUACUUCUCAGCCCCGCGUGGGUUCAAACUUUUGUCAUGACAUUCCUCGGCGAAUGGGGUGACCGCAGCCAAAUUGCCACUAUCGCCAUGGCCGCUGGCCAGGACUACUGGUGGGUUACUAUUGGAGCUAGUGCUGGUCACGGAAUCUGCACCGCAGCCGCUGUGAUUGGUGGAAGGGCUAUCGCUGGCCGGGUCAGCAUGCGUGUUGUGACCCUGGGCGGUGCUGUGGCAUUCCUUGUGUUUGGCGUCAUCUACUUCAUUGAAGCCAUCUUUUAA